AUGGCGGGCGGCCUGAUGCGGCGGUACCGGGAAGCCGGAAAGGCCCCUCCAACGGUCAUGUACGUGGACCGGGACUGCUGUGCCACCGUGGGAACGGCGUCUGUGCUUCAGCUGUUCCACGAGUGGCACGAGCUGGCCGUCAGGCUUGACGUGUGGCACCUCAUGCGACGCUUGGCGAGGGGUGUCACCACAAACAGCCACCAGCUCUACGGCCUCUUCAUGGCGAGGCUCUCCUUCGCCAUCUUCGAGUGGGACGCCGGGGACGUCGCCCGCUUGAGAGAGGCCAAGCGGUCCGUGGAGGGGAGGGACGCCCGCAUCAAGCUGUCCGCCAAGGAGCUCGCUCGCCACUGUCGCCGCCGUACGAGGGGUGCGACGGAGACGGAGCGGCUCCUCCAGGAGGUGCUGGACACCUUCUGGGGGCUGACGGACACCGUGGGCGUCCCGCUGAUCGACCGUGACCGCAUGGAGGAGAUAUGGAGCACGCAGCGCCACCACCUCGGCUGCAUCCAGGACCCAGAGGGGGUGGAGCUGUACACGCAGACGGGAGAGAUCACCAAGGGUGGUGUGGUGCUCCCCGUCUUCAGGUGUGCUCGAGGCUCCACUUCCCUGGAGUCCUUCCACCAGCACCAGCGUCGCUUCAUUCCAGGUAGAACCGCGAGUGAUGUCCACUUUCAGGUGUACCUGCUGGAGGGCCUGGUGCGGUGGAACGAGGACCGUGGCAGAGCGGCAGUCGAGGGAGGACAACGAUCGGCGCUGCGUUGCUACAGUGCCCUCCUGCAGCACAGCUUCAACCAGCUGGCCCUGGAGUUCAACCUGCUGGUUGACAACUACACCCAGCCCAGGGAGUACACAGCCUCUCUCAUCUGCCGCAUCUCGUCCCUGAUGUCGUCCUUCAUCCUGUCCCUCGCCACCUUUCUCUCCAGCUCCUCCAGCCACUGCUCCACCUCUCUCUUGUUGAGGACCUGGGAGCCGGGGUCCAGCUGCCCUUCAGAGGGGACACAUGGAAUCCCGCUUUCGGCCAUAUCUGGUUCAGCAGGUCUUGUGGUCUAA
Molecule: messenger RNA, 1050 nt
Organism: Sardina pilchardus (European sardine)
Lineage: Eukaryota; Metazoa; Chordata; Actinopteri; Clupeiformes; Clupeidae
Exons: 3
Coding region: 1-1050 (349 amino acids)
Source: RefSeq, a predicted model, not a curated record